CAGAACCGCCUCGUCUGAGGGGACGCGAGGAUCGCCCUCGCUGCUGCUUUCGCCAGUGCGUUGGGCCGGGCCCUGACAAACUGCCCCAGGGGAGGCUCUUCGGAGCCGGACCUGGACCCCUGCGAUAGCCGUCUGCUCUCCCGCCUCUGGUCUCACGAAGGGUUUCCCGCCUCGCACCCCCCACCUCUGGACGUGCCUUUCCUCCGCUCCUCGCGUGUGGAGGGAGCCAGCGCUUAGGCCGGAGCGAGCCUGGGGGCCGCGGGCAGUGAAGGCAUCGCGGUGACCGAUUCGCCAUGGAGGGCGCCGGCGGCGCGAACGACAAGAAAAAGUCUCCUGAUUGCUUUAUGUCUAGAUUGAUUAUGAAUAGAAGACAUACUGAUUUUCAUCACCUUCUUCAUCUAAUUUAGGAUAAGUUCUGAACGUCGAAAAGAGAAGUCUAGAGAUGCAGCCAGAUCUCGACGAAGUAAAGAGUCUGAAGUUUUUUAUGAGCUUGCUCAUCAGUUGCCACUUCCCCAUAAUGUGAGCUCACAUCUUGAUAAGGCUUCUGUUAUGAGGCUUACCAUCAGCUAUUUGCGUGUGAGGAAACUUCUGGAUGCUGGUGAUUUGGAUAUUGAAGAUGAAAUGAAAGCACAGAUGAAUUGCUUUUAUUUGAAAGCCUUGGACGGUUUUGUUAUGGUUCUCACAGAUGAUGGUGACAUGAUUUACAUUUCGGAUAAUGUGAACAAAUACAUGGGAUUAACUCAGUUUGAACUAACCGGACACAGUGUGUUUGAUUUUACCCAUCCGUGUGACCAUGAGGAAAUGAGAGAAAUGCUUACACACAGAAAUGGCCUUGUGAAAAAGGGUAAAGAGCAAAAUACACAGCGGAGCUUUUUUCUCAGAAUGAAGUGUACCCUAACUAGCCGGGGAAGAACUAUGAACAUAAAGUCUGCAACAUGGAAAGUACUUCACUGCACAGGCCAUAUUCAUGUAUAUGAUACCAAUAGUAACCAAUCUCAAUGUGGGUAUAAGAAACCACCUAUGACAUGCUUGGUGCUGAUUUGUGAACCCAUUCCUCAUCCGUCAAAUAUUGAAAUUCCUUUAGACAGCAAGACUUUUCUCAGUCGUCACAGUCUGGAUAUGAAGUUUUCUUAUUGUGAUGAAAGAAUUACAGAAUUGAUGGGAUACGAGCCAGAAGAACUUUUGGGCCGCUCAAUUUAUGAAUAUUAUCAUGCUUUGGACUCUGAUCAUCUGACCAAAACUCAUCAUGAUAUGUUUACUAAAGGACAAGUCACCACAGGACAGUACAGGAUGCUUGCCAAAAGAGGUGGCUAUGUCUGGGUUGAAACUCAAGCAACUGUCAUAUAUAACACUAAGAACUCUCAACCACAGUGCAUUGUAUGUGUAAAUUAUGUUGUGAGUGGUAUUAUUCAGCACGACUUGAUUUUCUCCCUUCAACAAACAGAAUGUGUCCUCAAACCAGUUGAAUCUUCAGACAUGAAAAUGACUCAGCUAUUCACCAAAGUUGAAUCAGAAGAUACAAGUAGUCUCUUUGAUAAACUUAAGAAGGAACCUGAUGCUUUAACUUUGCUGGCCCCAGCUGCUGGAGACACAAUCAUAUCUUUAGAUUUUGGCAGCAAUGACACAGAAACUGAUGAACAACAACUUGAGGAAGUUCCAUUGUAUAAUGAUGUAAUGCUCCCCUCAUCCAAUGAGAAAUUACAGAAUAUAAAUUUGGCAAUGUCUCCAUUACCUGCCUCUGAAACUCCAAAGCCACUUAGAAGUAGUGCUGACCCUGCACUCAAUCAGGAAGUUGCAUUAAAGUUAGAACCAAAUCCAGAGUCACUGGAACUUUCUUUCACCAUGCCCCAGAUUCAAGAUCAGCCAGCUAGUCCUUCUGAUGGAAGCACCAGACAAAGUUCACCUGAGCCUAACAGUCCCAGUGAAUAUUGUUUUGAUGUGGAUAGUGAUAUGGUCAAUGAAUUCAAGUUGGAAUUGGUAGAGAAACUUUUUGCUGAAGACACGGAAGCAAAGAAUCCAUUUUCCACUCAGGACACUGAUUUAGACUUGGAGAUGUUAGCUCCUUAUAUCCCAAUGGAUGAUGACUUCCAGUUACGUUCCUUCGACCAGUUGUCACCAUUGGAAAGCAGUUCUACUACUCCUCAAAGUGCGAGCACAAUUACAGUAUUCCAGCCGACUCAAAUGCAGGAACCUCCUAUAACCACCAACACUACCACAGCCACCACUGAUGAAUUAAAAACAGUGACAAAAGAUGGUAUGGAAGACAUUAAAAUAUUGAUUGCAUUUCCAUCUCCUCCCCACGUACCUAAAGAAACUACUUGUGCCACAACAUCACCAUAUAGUGACACUGGAAGUCGGACAGCCUCACCAAACAGAGCAGGAAAAGGAGUCAUAGAACAGACAGAAAAAUCUCAUCCAAGAAGCCCUAAUGUGUUAUCUGUCGCUUUGAGUCAAAGAACUACUGUUCCUGAGGAAGAACUAAGUCCAAAGAUACUAGCUUUGCAGAAUGCUCAGAGAAAGCGAAAAAUGGAACAUGAUGGCUCACUUUUUCAAGCAGUAGGAAUUGGAACAUUAUUACAGCAACCAGAUGAUCGUGCAACUACUACAUCACUUUCUUGGAAACGCGUAAAAGGAUGCAAAUCUAGUGAACAGAAUGGAAUGGAGCAAAAGACAAUUAUUUUAAUACCCUCUGAUUUAGCAUGUAGACUGCUGGGGCAAUCAAUGGAUGAGAGUGGAUUACCACAGCUGACCAGUUAUGAUUGUGAAGUUAAUGCUCCUAUACAAGGCAGCAGAAACCUACUGCAGGGUGAAGAAUUACUCAGAGCUUUGGAUCAAGUUAACUGAGCUUUUUCAUAAUCUCAUUCCUUUUUUUGGACACUGGUGGCUCAUUACCUAAAGCAGUCUAUUUAUAUUUUCUAUAUCUAAUUUUAGAAGCCUGGCUACAAAUACUGCACAAACUUGGUUAGUUCAAUUUUGAUCCCCUUUCUACUUAAUUUACAUUAAUGCUCUUUUUUAGUAUGUUCCUUAAUGCCAGAUCACACACAGCACAUUUUCACAGUUCUUUGGUAUUUAAACCAUUGCAUUGCAGUAGCAUCAUUUUUAAAAUGCACCUUUUUAUUUAUUUAUUUUGGGCUAGGGAGUUUGUCCCUUAUCGAAUUAUUUUUAAUAAGAUGCCAAUGUAAUUUUUUUUUAAGAAGGCAAGUAACCUUUCAUCAUGAUGAGUUUGAAAAAUUUUUACUCAGUUUUUUCACAUUUUACAUAAACAGUAAUGAUUUGCCAGCAGUACAUGGUAGCCACAAUUGCACAAUAUAUUUUCUUAAAAAAAUACCAGCAGUUACUCAUGCAAUAUAUUCUGCAUUUAUAAAACUAGUUUUUAAGAAGAAAUUUUUUUUGGCCUAUGAAAUUAUUAAACCUGGAACAUGACAUUGUUAAUCAUAUAAUAAUGAUUCUUAAAUGCUUGUAUGGUUUAUUAUUUAAAUGGGUAAAGCCAUUUACAUGAUAUAGAAAGAUAUGCAUAUAUCUGGAAGGUAUGUGGCAUUUAUUUGGAUAAAAUUCUCAAUUCAGAGAAAUGAUCUGAUGUUUCUGUAGUCACUUUGCCAGCUCAAAAGAAAACAAUACCCUAUCUGUAGUUGUGGAAGUUUAUGCUAAUAUUGUGUAAUUGAUAUUAAACCUAAAUGUUCUGCCCACCAUGUUGGUAUAAAGGUAUUUUGAGCAGAUUGUGAACAAGAAAAAAAUCAUGCUUUGUUAGCAAAAUUGCCUAGUAUGUUAAUUUGCUCGAAAUUUGAUGUUUGGUUUUAUGCACUUUGUCGCUAUUAACAUCAUUCUGUUUUCAUAUAGAUUUCAAUAAUUGAGUAAUUUUAGAAAAGCAUUAUUUUAGAAAUAUAUAGUUGUCACAGUAAACAUCUUGUUUUUCUAUGUGCAUUGUACAAAUUUUUCAUUCCUUUUGCUCUUUGUGGUUGGAUCUAACACUAACUGUAUUGUUUUGUUACAUCAAAUAAACAUCUUCUGUGGACCAGGCCCCCUUUGAUCAGCUUUUAUGUUAAAAUAAUAUUUGCUUUAACACCUCCAACUCAUAAUAUUGUUUACCAACAGUUUAAGUAUUUUAUGAAUAUUACAUUACUCUUGUUUAUUUCUACAUUUAUCGUAUUGCCAUCACCUUAAGUUAUACUGUGUCCCUAAAUGUAAUGUUAAAUAAUAACAAACCGUAAUGUUCCACUGUGAAAAGUACGCUUUUAGAAAAGAAACUUGUCAUUUAUGAACCUUUAAUUUAUUAAAGUAAAACAAAAUUUUAA
Messenger RNA from Lagenorhynchus albirostris (white-beaked dolphin), 4292 nucleotides. It is a transcript of the gene HIF1A, whose product is annotated as hypoxia inducible factor 1 subunit alpha. Gene Ontology annotation, biological process: regulation of transcription by RNA polymerase II; cellular response to hypoxia. Gene Ontology annotation, molecular function: RNA polymerase II transcription regulatory region sequence-specific DNA binding; protein dimerization activity; DNA-binding transcription factor activity, RNA polymerase II-specific. NCBI's taxonomy places the organism in Eukaryota, Metazoa, Chordata, Mammalia, Artiodactyla, Delphinidae. Bases 550 to 2844 code for a protein of 764 amino acids. The transcript is spliced from 16 exons. Gene Ontology annotation, cellular component: nucleus. The record is from RefSeq and is a predicted model, not a curated record.